Messenger RNA from Manacus vitellinus (golden-collared manakin), 2057 nucleotides. It is a transcript of the gene ALG8, whose product is annotated as ALG8 alpha-1,3-glucosyltransferase. The transcript is spliced from 12 exons. The coding region runs from base 9 to 1313 and encodes 434 amino acids. Gene Ontology annotation, biological process: protein N-linked glycosylation. Gene Ontology annotation, cellular component: endoplasmic reticulum membrane. Gene Ontology annotation, molecular function: dolichyl pyrophosphate Glc1Man9GlcNAc2 alpha-1,3-glucosyltransferase activity. NCBI's taxonomy places the organism in Eukaryota, Metazoa, Chordata, Aves, Passeriformes, Pipridae. The record is from RefSeq and is a predicted model, not a curated record.
CGCGCGCCAUGGCGGCGGGCGGCCGCGGCUGGUUCCGCGCGCUGGCGCUCGGCGUGUCCUUCCUCAAGUGCCUCCUGAUCCCCGCGUAUUAUUCCACAGAUUUUGAAGUACAUAGGAACUGGCUUGCCAUCACCCACAACUUACCCCUCUCUCAGUGGUACUACGAGGCAACUUCGGAAUGGACCCUGGAUUAUCCACCGUUUUUUGCCUGGUUUGAAUACGCGCUCUCGCACGUGGCCAAGUACUUCGACCCGCAGAUGUUGGUUAUCGAAAACCUGAAUUACACCAGUCAUGCAACCAUUUUCUUCCAAAGGCUUUCUGUCAUUUUUACAGAUAUCCUCUUCAUAUAUGGAGUUCAUGAAUGCUGCAGAUGCAUAAAUGGAAAACGAGCUGCAAAGGAUAUCCUGGAAAAACCAGCAUUUAUUCUUGCUGUUCUGCUCUUGUGGAAUUUUGGGUUGUUAAUUGUGGAUCAUAUUCACUUCCAGUACAAUGGCUUUCUGUUUGGGCUGAUGCUGCUUUCUGUUGCUCGUCUGUGUCAGAAAAGGUAUUUGGAGGGCGCUCUUCUUUUUGCUGUUCUUCUGCAUUUCAAACACAUCUACUUGUACGUGGCCCCAGCAUAUGGCAUUUAUUUGUUACGAUCCUAUUGUUUUACUGCAAAUAAUGCAGAUGGAUCCCUGAAGUGGAGAAGUUUCAGCUUUCUUCAUGUAACUCUUCUGGGACUGAUUGUCUGUCUUGUUUCUGCUCUUUCCUUGGGACCCUUCCUAGUAUUGGGCCAGCUGCCUCAAGUCAUUUCACGGCUUUUUCCUUUCAAGCGAGGCCUCUGCCAUGCCUAUUGGGCCCCAAACUUCUGGGCUUUGUACAAUGCCAUGGAUAAAGCACUAACAAUUCUUGGUUUAAAGUGCAAUUUUCUUGAUCACACAAAAAUCCCUAAAGCCUCCAUGACAGGAGGGCUGGUUCAAGAAUUUCAGCACACUGUCCUCCCUUCAGUGACUCCACUGGCAACAUUAAUCUGUACUUUCUUAGCUAUAUUGCCCUCUGUUUUCUGUCUUUGGUUUAAACCUCAAGGGCCCAGAGGCUUUCUGCAGUGCCUUGUUCUUUGUGCGCUGAGCUCCUUCAUGUUUGGCUGGCACGUGCAUGAAAAAGCAAUACUCCUUGCUAUUCUGCCUUUAAGCUUGUUGUCUAUUCAGAGAGCCAAGGAUGCUGGCAUCUACUUGAUUCUGACAACAACAGGGCAUUUCUCACUUUUUCCAUUGUUGUUCACUCCACCAGUUCCAGAAACCUCCUGUUGUCAUAACCAUGUCAGGCAAAACUGAUGAAGACAAUUUGAAACUACAGCCCUGGCAGGCUGUUUUUCAGCUGACUGCUUCCUUAUGUUGACAGUACUGUGUUUAAAUUAAAAAAUCAUGUAGUAGCAUCAGUUAAGUCAGUGCGUGUAGGGACAGAUGUGUCUUUGUGACCAAAACCUGUUUGUUCCUUCGUUCACCUCCUACCUUUUCAGUUAAUCAGGGGCCUGUUUGCUUUUCUCAGACUCCAGGCCAUGGUGGUUACGACAACACUGUAACACUGAAUUGAUUGUCAUCCUUCUGGGAGAGUUCAGAUCCAGGCACUCAGUCUUUUGGUCUGACAGUGCUGCUUAUUUGUAACAGCUGCUGCCUUCAGAAAUAAGAAACUUCCUCUGCUUUCUCUAUUAGUUAAUUUUUAUCUCGUAUGUGACGUAGAGCUCAAUAGUGUUGAUUUGCCUGUCAUUUUUGCUUUAAUCACUUCCCAGUGAUUUGUGAUUUCUUUUGAAUAGGGAAAUGUUAUUUGCAGUGCUAUCACAAGUUGUAAUUAUAAUUAUUGUGUUCAGUAUGUUUAUAGAUAAUUGAAGUAAGUGUAUUGCAAAUGCUUGGCAUUUGCUGUAGUAAACAUCUAUGCUUAUUUUUAGUAUCCUGAGUAGUAAAACAUGUAGGUCUGCAGAAAAUAAAUUUGAACAAUGCAAGCGUGACUAGUAGGAUUUAAAGAUAGUGCAAUUCAUAUGGCAAAAAGUUUUCAUAAUUAAUUUUAAAAGUCCAUAAUGU